Molecule: messenger RNA, 1263 nt
Organism: Cylindrotheca closterium
Lineage: Eukaryota; Bacillariophyta; Bacillariophyceae; Bacillariales; Bacillariaceae
Source: the annotation of a GenBank genome assembly
AUGGUCCAUCCGAGACUUCGGCCGGAUCAUGGAAGAGGACAUAAAACCAAAGCGAGCCUGUUUGUUCUUUCGUUAGCGAUAUUUGCAAUUGUCGUACUUCUCGAGGAAGUGACUCAAUCAAGAAAUACUACAGCUGGCAACCAGAGGAACGCAAAUUUCAAGCAGGCAGGCGAUGGUUCGUAUAUGAACGUCCGUGACGAUAGUGAGGUAGAGGAAGAUUGCCUACAGUUUGGUUGCCCAAUAUAUCCUGCCGAGUUGACCCCAGAGGUGUACUCCUACCUCAAGGCAUCCAUCGUUCGAAACAAGCACCAAAACUAUCCCUUUGCCAACGAAAAUAUGCUUAUUGUAACACAACAGGGAGCCUCCCACCACGAAAAUCAAGAUCGGGCUUCAAUAAUCGAUCCAUUCAUGAUCUCGUCAUCUUCCAAGAACGUGGUCAUCAACGGAACAUUGAUAUGUCUCUUUGACGGACACGGCGUGCAAGGACACAUAGUUGCCAGUCAUGUGUUGCACGAAUUUCCAAAGCUUUUGGCCAGCAAAUUGGAGGCCCUCCGCAUGUCUGAGGACCAUGAAGUGCCAGACGCAAUCAUCAUUCAAAUGUUGAAAGAAUCCUUUGUGGAAGUAGACAUUUACGGGACACCCAACUUCUUGCUUGGAGGAACCACGGGAUCUGUUACCCUUCGAUUGGGAUCCAAAUUGUACAUUGCCAAUGUAGGCGACAGUCAAACUAUGGUGUUCUCAAUGCCAAACAACGGUACCACUAUUCGAACGACUGCAGGACCUCUACAGGAUGUCGAUAUUCGCUUUGCCACUCGCAAAGACAAGGCGCUCUUACCGGACGAACGUGAUCGGAUUGAAAAACUGGGUGGGAAAAUUCAUGUCAAUCCACAUAGCAACGAGUCGGUUGUCGUCGUGUAUUCUGUAGCAGCCAGAGAUACGAUCAUGUUGGCCAUGUCGCGAAGUAUUGGUGAUUGGGAAUGGAAAGUGGUCGGGGUGACUGCGGAACCUUUGGUGGACGUUGUCCACCUAAACCAAUUACCGCCAAACUCGUUUCUCAUGGCGGCUUCUGAUGGGGUCUGGGAUGUGCGCCGCAAACAGUUUUAUGGCAAACAAUUUGGUGAAUGCUUCUUUCCAAUUGAAGGGCAUUCUGGAGGCGGAAGUGUUCAUCCAUUGGCCAAGGGUCUAGAAGUCUUUGAAACGAUUACACCAAAAGUUCAAAAAGGAUAUCGAGACGAUAUGACGGCAAUCCUUCUGGCGUUAUGA